AUGCUUGUCGCCGACAAUGAUUUCGGAAGUUUUCCUAAUCUCAUCAAAAUCACAAAUGCAUGGAAACCAGAUUGGCUAAAGGACGGUGUUCAAGUACCCACCCGUGACCCCUCAACUUUGCACCCAGUUUUUGUAACUCCAAACAAACUUAUUCGUUGCACACGUGAUGAGUUCUAUGACGCUAACAUUCAUCAUGUGUCGAAGAAAGCAGUCAUUAGUUCUGCUUUUUAUCAGCUAGAUGAGUUAGAUCAUGCGUGGCUUCAAACAGUUAACGAAGAACGGGAAUGUCUUGGGGAAGAAAAAAUUCAGGACUGGAUGAUCGAAAAUAUAUUCGAAAUCGCAGAGGAAAUUGCCUAUAUAAAGUCCAAAGACGAAACCCUGAGUAAUGAGAAAAAAUCCAUAGAAUUUGAUGAGAACACGCGUUGCGAUGUUUGCCUUUCCGUAAGUUUUGUGACUUUCUGA
Molecule: messenger RNA, 462 nt
Organism: Dibothriocephalus latus
Lineage: Eukaryota; Metazoa; Platyhelminthes; Cestoda; Diphyllobothriidea; Diphyllobothriidae
Source: the annotation of a GenBank genome assembly